ACGACAAUCCUGACUUGUCUUUGCCACCCGCGAACAUGUCUCGCAUUCCCCAGCCCUCUUCUUCUCGCACUCCCAGCAAGCCUGCACCAUUGCUCUCCUCGGGCACCCCACGGACUCGCACCCAGUCGACGGUAACAUCGAGCUCGAGGCCGACACCGACGCCGCUGAGGACGCAGCGGAGCUUGAAGAAUCUCAAGCCAAUGUCCAAGUCUCCUGUGCCCCCGAAGUCGCCUGUUCUACGGAGACCGUCGCCUGCCAAGGCUGAGUCUCCUGAGCCCAACAGACCGCAGCUCAGUAUCAGGGAACAGAUUGCGCUGAGGCGUGCGGAGGCGAAGAAGUCGCAGACGACGCAGCCCGGGGGAAGCAAUGGGUUUGAUCUCGGAGGGCUGGAGGAAGCACUCCCUACGAAGAAGCAAAGCACGGAGGAUGAGAUAGAUCUUGGUCGCUGGUCGGUGAAGGAGACCAUCGAGCGUGCUCGGAGCUCAGGCGCCCUUAACCUGGCUUCGCGAGUCCUGCCAUGUCUGCCGUCCGCGCUAUUCGAGAUCCACUUGGGCGUGAAGCCCAAACCUCUGAAGUCGGUUCCGGAAGAACCGCCUAUCUCUACUUCCACUACGGACGAGAUCUCGACAGGUCGUCGCAGAGGCGGUCAAUCCAAUGCACCUUCGUGGUACAAAGCACAGGACCUGCAGGUGCUGAAAGCAUGGUCGAACGACAUAGUCGAGAUUCAACCGGAGAUUUCGAUGUUUGGCUCACUGAAGACUAUUGACCUGCAUAACAACAAAUUAUCCAGUCUGCCAGACAGUUUCGCUGAUCUGACAGCGCUUACUGCUCUUGACCUCUCGCACAAUGCCCUGACAACUCUACCCGCCAACCUGUUCGCCCUUCCCCAUCUCACGACCCUGAACAUAUCACACAACUCCUUGACGUCCCUUCCUUUCAGAGCACCAUUCGGUGCGCAGGCAUCAAAGGCGGUUUCUCGGACGAGAGAUGCACGCGGGGAUUGGUUCUCGCAAAGCAUCAGUCGAGCGACGACCCCUCUUCCACGGCUCACCAUCCUCGACGUGUCGCAUAACCAUCUUUCUGCCUUGUCUAUCGACUGUGCGAGCCUCCCAUCGCAGAUCCAAAAACUGGACCUCUCCAAGAAUCCGUUAGGCCCGUCGAAGGUGCUUCUGCAGGCCCUCGCGCACUUGGAACGUCUGCGGGAGCUUCGCAUGGAGCGCGCAGAGAUCGGGGAUGACUCCUUCCCGAUUGACAUACUCUCUUCAUUGACUCCUUCCGCGAUCUUACCGGUUCUCCGAGUGUUCGACCUAGGGGAGACGCCUGUUACGCGACCCGCAAUCGAAGCUGCAUUCAGAAAGCCAGCUCUACGGCAGGAGCUUGAAUUCGAAGUCACAAAUGAGGAUCCUCCCGAGGGCGUCCUGCGCGUAGUGAUUGGCAAGAAGGUCAUCAAGGAGCCCUGGGAGAUUGAAGCCGAGCGGAGAGCGAAGGCGAAGGCGAACCGACACGGUGGAGCUGGGGUCGAGGAGGGUCUCAAUCUUGGUGGUCGCCCAACUCCCCGCAAUGGAGCGACAGUGCCGAAGGAAGCCUGGGAGAUCGAAGCCGAGCAGGGGCUGCUCACCGAAGGCGCGAAGAGACGAGCAAGGGCGGCGGCGGCGGCAGCGCAGACCUCUGGCCCGUCCGCAUCCUCACCUACACCAUCUUCACCGCGUAAGAAUCGGGCGGUCAAAGAGCAAUGGGAGAUCGAGGCUGAGCAAGGCCUACUGACUGAGGGUGCGAAACGGCGGGCGCGAGCUCAGGCUGCUGCCGCUGCCGGCUCGAACGAUGCCUCACGGCUGCAGGCUGCAUCCCCAGCACUAUCGGACGCUGCUCGCUCAUCACCUUCACCUUCACCAAGCGUCGCUUCCGUGCUCUCCAAUCCUCAAUUUUACGACGCCAGCACGCAUACCUUGAAACUACCGGCCUCUACGCCCCCAUCAAAGACCGCUCACGCACGUUCCAUCUCCUUGGCCGUGUCCUCCUGGGGCGACACGAAGCGAGGAACGGCGUCGAACGGCUCGGAUCUCGCUCUCGCCAUCCCGACGGCCGCAUUGCCCCUUGCGGCCAUCAUCGCCCAGCCACUCGCGCAAACACUCCGAGUGCUCAAUCUCGUCAAUCGGCGGAAGGACCCUUCUUUCAGUCUGCCCACGGACGAUGGGCCGUUUCUACCCUGCCUGGAGGAGCUGAGCCUGGAGGGAUGCAAUCUCCCCGAUUCAGUUCCGGUGUCACAUGCGGAGCAUGGAGACGAGUAUGCUUCGCCCCGCAGGAACGAGCCUCUGCUGUCCCUUCUGGCGAAGUUAUUCCCUAGCGUGCGGACGCUCGACCUCUCGUACAACACCCUCUCUUCCGCCGCUCUGAUGAAGGAUGCCCUGACGCAUCUCAUCCUCGCAUCUCCGCCUGAGGAGACGAGGAAUCCUCGCAGAGGGCUGCGACACCUCCGGCUUCGCGGAAAUCGGAUUACGGAGCUGGAAGGUUUCCAGGGUCUCGCAGAGAUGUUCAAGGGGAACCGGGAUGUACCGCAGUGGAGGCUCGAGGAGCUUGAUCUGCGGGACAAUGAGAUAGGGAAGCUGCCGCCUGAAUUGGGGCUGGUGCCGCUUGACGUCUUUUUGGUGGACGGCAAUGUUUUCAGGAUACCUCAGAGAAGAGUCUGGGAGAGAGAAGGCACAAAGGGUCUGCUCGGUUGGCUGAGAGGAAGGAUUGAGUAG
This is a messenger RNA of Rhodofomes roseus, 2741 nucleotides long. Its product is annotated as L domain-like protein. The record is from RefSeq and is a predicted model, not a curated record. Gene Ontology annotation, molecular function: protein binding. Lineage: Eukaryota; Fungi; Basidiomycota; Agaricomycetes; Polyporales; Fomitopsidaceae. The transcript is spliced from 4 exons. The coding region runs from base 36 to 2741 and encodes 901 amino acids.